Molecule: messenger RNA, 2149 nt
Organism: Mesocricetus auratus (golden hamster)
Lineage: Eukaryota; Metazoa; Chordata; Mammalia; Rodentia; Cricetidae
Exons: 6
Coding region: 64-1635 (523 amino acids)
Source: RefSeq, a predicted model, not a curated record
UGAGUGUGCGGUGAGGGGGCCAGUGUCUCCCCUCAGACUGCGCCUGCCUGCCGGGCUAGAAGAAUGAGCUCUUCCGAUGAGGAGUCUGUUAGGGGAAGCGAGUUCGGACCAGAAAGCGGGGAGCAUGCAGAAGGACGCCGCUUUAGCCAUGGAUUCCCUAGGGAACAUAGCCUGGACCCUAACGAGAGGCUGUUAAAGAGCGGUGAGGACAAAAUGUGUCUCCCAGUCUCCAAGACUUUGCAGUAUGACUCUUGGUUAGACAGAGAUGACAUGGAGGGAAGGUCAGUCAUUUGGGGCUGCGAAGGUCGGCCUGGCACUCCGGUGGAUGAGAGAGGGGACAGUUUGGACUUUGUACAGCAGCUGACGGUAGAGGGUACAAGCUUCGGGCAGCAUGUAGCCAACCGGGAGGCCUGGGGUAUCCGCAGAUAUCCGUCCCCCAGAAGCUCCGCUGCAGAGCCCUUUGGCCCCUGGGCAGACUCAGAUGCAAGCACAAGCAGGAGGAGCAUGUGGCCCCCGAGCUCUGUGGAAGGGAAGCAGUUCUCAGCUACCCAACUGCACCCCAGAGGUCUGGGGCAGGCCAUGGCCUGGGUGACCCCAAGAAGAGGUGCCACAAGUAGGAUAAUAGCCAGUGACGAUAUCCAGUAUCUGUCCUCCGACCCUGAGUCUUCUGAUGAGUCCAUUGAGACACAGAUGAUGAGAGUAACCAUUAGCUACAAAGAAGGAGGCCAGGCCAAGUCCAGUGGCCUCACUGAGCUGGAAGACACAGCCAGACACGCAAACGUCCAAGGCAGGGGAAGUUUCGUCCAUGUGCCCCCCUCUGUACUGUGCAGUACUCCCCGGGGGCUCAGCUCAGGCAUGGAAAAGCAGGCUCCAGGAGUGCUGGAAGGCUCUCUGUGUAAGAAAAAGCAGACCGUGGUCUGGAGCAAAGAAGGGAGCAGAACGGGCUACCCAGGAGCUUCUGCCGCCUCUGCCUCUGCUGCUGCCCCUGCUGCUUCAGGAGCCUUGCCCAAGACCAGUCCUAGAAAGAAGACAGCUCAGGAGAAGAAGCCAGAUGCCUCAAGAGGACCCCUGGGAAGAACCUUCCCACCAUGGGGGCAGAGACUCAAGUCAGCUCCUGUGGAACCAGCCACUUUCCCCCCCAUCUCCGGGGUUGCCCUGCUAGGGAAGGCCAGCAAAUGCUCACUGCCUUCGGGGCCCAAAGAGUGCAAGCCCUUCUGCACUGGGAAGAGAUCCAUGGCAAGGAAGACAAAGGAAUCCCAGCCAGGGGACAAAGAAGAUAAUGACCAAACCAGAGAUCCUGGCCUGCAAGCCCAACUUCCAACACACAGGGCAGAGCCACCUUGCUCGUAUCGUGGAGACGUGACCAGUGGAGACCCCAACUUGAGAGCACCCCAAGUUCCAGGAAACUCCCAGCUCGUGGCCCUGAGUCAGAGAAGUGCCAGACCCAGAGCACCUGCACCGGCUGGUGACCAGGAACUGUCCCUCCCUCUUCCAUUCCGGGUUGGAGAGAGGCAGUAUCAACGACCAGGAACAGUGGGCUGCGAACAGUGUCUGAUAUUGCAGAAGGAAAUAGAGGAGCUCAAGGAACAACUAGCCAUCAUGCAGGCCCUCAACGAAAAGUUCCAGGAUCAUUGACAUCAGUGUUGUGCAGUCCACAGGACCUUUGAAGUUGGAGCCAGCAUCCCUGCAGAAGAGGCCUGGCUGCCACCCAGGGAUCCCGCUUCCUCGCACUAACCCUACAGCAGUGGUUCUCAGCCUUCCUAAUGCUGCCACCCUUUACUGCAAUCCCUCGUGCUGAUGUGACCCCCAGCCAUACAGUUACUUCCUUGCUACUUCAUACCUGUAAAUGGGAUACUGUCGUGAAUUUCAUGUAACUAUCCCACGCGCUGAGAACCUCUGCUCUCCAACCAGAGCCGACUUUGUGCCCCUGAUGUGCCCCCUGCCUAACUACCCUGAUGACAGCUGUUGCACAUUAAGUGGUCUUGUCUUAUGUCCCUCCGUUUCUCUCUCGGUGGGGUGAUGAGGUCCAGCAACAGGGUGGAAACUGUUCCUCUCCCACCCCCUAGAACAUUAGUCCCCAUUUACACUCUGCUCUAUCUCCCCAAAUGCAGUUCUGGUGCAUGAGAUUUGAAAAAGUAAAUAAAGUACU